GAUUGUUUAAAUAAUUCUAAACAAGUUCAAAAUAAAGUACGAAAAUGCUCUAGUUUUCGAAAUAGAACGAACAAUGAAGAAUUAAAACAGGCAAGAAAAUCAGUGUCUUUUGACGAUUUAACGGUGUUCAGUGAUAUAAAAGCAGUGAAAACAAAUGGAUCUUAUCCAAAAAGUGUAUCCUUACGUAAAAUUCAAAAUAGUGCAUCUUAUACAAAUUUUGCAACAUUAAACCAUCGUCAGAAUGAUCAAAAGAAUGGGGCUGAUAAUUUUCUAGCGGAGUUAAAAGCACGACUUGUAGAAAUAAAUCAGGAAAUACAAACACAAAAUCCAUGACCGUGUAAUGAUUCAUAAAUUAUUUAAAAAGAGACAAUAAAAACAAAUCACACACAAUGUAUAACUCAAAUGAAAAUAAUUUAACUCCGCCACUGCACAAAGAUAUCGACGCAUUAUGGUUAGCAAAAGAUAUGAUUUUACCAGAACCAAGAUCACCGUCACCAGUAAAUUUCGAUACACAUUCCAGUCCAGAUGUAUGUUUACGCGAACAUACAAAUCGAUGUUAUCGAAAGACCGAACGUCAAUGUUUAUAUUUACCAAAUCCACAAUAUUUAAAACUCGAAUCGACAAGUUCCAGUUCGACAUCAUCAUCCGGCAAUAGUUUGGAAUCAAUUAUAUUCGAAUCAAUUGAGAAUGUGCACAAAUUAGACGAUGACCCGGAGGACAUGUACAAUAAAUCAAAUAUAAAUGAGAUAUUUGACACGGAAGAUAAUGUGGUCCCUCCAAUUCCACCAGCACGAAAGAAACGUAAAGAAGUAAUCUACGAGAAUAUCUGGGAAUGUCGAAAAACUAGUUCGGAAGAUAUCAAAUAUGAACAGUUCGAAAAUGAUUCCGAAGAAUUAUCAUCGCCAUCCAAUUACGAUGAAGUGCUAACACAAGCGUCAUGUAGCAGCGGUGUUGAUGACUUUGAUUUUUACACAUCUGUUUCGUCAAUCGAUGAAAAUAUUUACGAGAACAUACCAACCCCAAAAUAUAUGUAUCCGCAACUUCAUUGUCGAUUAUGGCAGAGUACACCGAAUUUGUAUUUAUGUGCCGCUGAAGAAGUGAAUAUUGCGUAUGAAAUUGUUACGCCAAUACAUAAUUCAACAUUGUUAACGGUAUCCAAAUUAGACUUAUUAUGUGAUCGUGUUACAGUGCGUAAAAAUAGUGUUACGUCCGAUAUUUUUGAAUGGAAUCGCAGUUUGUUACGUUCGUAUUCAAGUGAAAGUAGUUUUACUGUAAUGGAGGAAAAAUCGUUGUUAGCAGAUAGUAAUUUCCAUUCGGCGGAAUCAUCGCCCGUACAAUUAAGGAAACGUGAUACUUUAAGUCCAACACCUAGCACAAAUAACAAUUAUUUUCGACAAAAUUUCCUAACUAUUAAGAGUAAAUCAUUUGUUAGAUUCGAUAGUCAUCGAACGAAACAACUUGUUGAUGAAAAUACAUUAAUAAUCGUUAAAGAAGGCAAAAUCGAUCGAUCGAAAAUUGUCGAUUGUAAUCGUAAACAAAAAAAAUGGAUUCAAAAUUCAUAUGGCUGUUUAACCAAAAAAUCAUUUUAUUUAUUUGAAAAUAAGAAAAUUUUCGAUACUAUGAAAGCUGGUGUUAAAGAUAAACGUAAUUACGAUAUAAAAAUUGAUUUAAAAGCUUGCAAACUUGAUAGAAAAUCUGAGUACACAAGUCGUAAAAAUGUUUUAGUAUUAACUGAUACGUUAAAUGGAUCCGUGAUUUUACUACAAUUCGAAAAUCAAUUAGAAAGAGAAGAUUGGUAUAAUUGUUUGUCGAAUUCAUUAGAAAUUGUUCCGAUAACUCCUAUCACAUCAACAAGGCCUCAAACAUUCAUCGAAGGAUUACAAACAUCGCCAAAAGAACUUAAUUUCAAAGAUCAAAAACGUAUAAAAACAAAAUUAAAAUUAUUCUUCGGUGGACGCAGGCCAUCGGUUGAUGACUUAAUUAAAAACGGUAUUUAUAAAGAUGAACCAGUGUUUGGUAGUGAAUUAAAUUUAUUAUGUGAUAAAAUGGAACGACCCAAAGUACCAGAGUUUGUUAAGGCAUGUGUUAAAGCCAUUGAACCACAUUUAGAAACAGAAGGGAUUUAUCGUGCUAGUGGGAAUUUAUCACAAAUACAAAAAAUACGAUUUGAGGUCGAUCAACAUCGUUACGAAAAUUUGAAUGUCGAAAAAAAUGAUAUUCAUGUAUUAACUGGUGCUUUAAAAUUAUUCUUUCGUGAGCUUAAAACUUCACUAAUUCCACCGAAUGAAUAUGAUAGCUGUAUGGAAGCCACCGAUUGCCAUGAUAUUAAUAAAACUGUUAGUCAAUUACGGAAAAUACUUAAACGAUUUCCAGAUUCCCAUCGGGAUACUCUACAAUUUUUAAUGAAACAUCUACUCGAUGUUUCGAAAUACGAAAAGGAAAACCGCAUGGAUGUGCCAAAUUUAGCUACGGUUUGGGCACCAAAUUUAUUAGAGAAGCAUGUGACAUCAUCAUCCAAAGACUUUAGUAUGUUUGUGGAUUGUACACUUCAAAUGAAUUUAAUUAAGACAUUCUUAAAUAAUUAUAACGAUAUAUUUAAAUAAAAAAAAAAAAACGUCCAAAACGGUUUUCGGUCCAAAUUACAUAAAAAAAAAACCUUGAUGACUUGCGCAUUUAAUGAAUUACAAUUCAUUUUAAACGACAACGAAAAAUUAUUCAUCUUAUUUCGGCUUGCUGCAGAUCGUCAAAUAAAUAAUUGUCAAAUAAUUUGGUCCAAAAAUUUCCAAAAAUCAUUGUGUAUACUCAAAAGUUUAUGAUAAUUUUUAUAUUUGCAUUUAUUUUUCAAAUUUU
Messenger RNA from Chrysoperla carnea, 2850 nucleotides. RefSeq names its product rho GTPase-activating protein 27-like. The transcript is spliced from 9 exons. The record is from RefSeq and is a predicted model, not a curated record. The coding region runs from base 390 to 2603 and encodes 737 amino acids. Gene Ontology annotation, cellular component: cytoplasm. Gene Ontology annotation, biological process: signal transduction; regulation of GTPase activity. NCBI's taxonomy places the organism in Eukaryota, Metazoa, Arthropoda, Insecta, Neuroptera, Chrysopidae.